Messenger RNA from Colossoma macropomum (tambaqui), 4918 nucleotides. It is a transcript of the gene fastk, whose product is annotated as Fas-activated serine/threonine kinase. Bases 801 to 3554 code for a protein of 917 amino acids. Gene Ontology annotation, biological process: mitochondrial RNA processing; regulation of mitochondrial mRNA stability. Lineage: Eukaryota; Metazoa; Chordata; Actinopteri; Characiformes; Serrasalmidae. The transcript has 10 exons. Gene Ontology annotation, cellular component: mitochondrial matrix; ribonucleoprotein granule. The record is from RefSeq and is a predicted model, not a curated record. Gene Ontology annotation, molecular function: RNA binding.
UUCGCCACUGUUGACUACCGGGAACAUGGCGGAGACCGGGGCGGCGGACGACUCCUGCCAGACUGCAAGGAGAGAGUAGCAAACGGCCGACAGCCUGACAUUACGAGACACACAUGCUCGCCUGUUCGUCCGCGGCGAGUUGACACUUCGCUCUGAGGCUGCAGCCAGACUCGUCAGUGCGCUGAGGCAGCUGUAGACCCUCGCUGAGAGCCCCUGAGCGGCUCUGUGCCGAAAUGAAGUAGCAGUUAGCGGAGCGCUUUGGAGAGGCCAUGUUAGUGGAGUUUUAUAUGCGGACAGCACCUCAGGCUCACAGUCUGUCAGCUCUUCUACCAACUUAGCUACCCUGAGGCCACAUUUCUCUGUUUUGUGAGGAACGCGUCGGGUCCUUGUUGAUUUUGCACACUGCAGUGAGUGUUUAUGGGUGCUGUUCGAUUAGCCAGCCACGCAGCUCGCUAGCCGAGUUAGCUAAUGAUACUUGGGUUAGCUCGUCUUCUCCUCUUCCUGGGCCUCUGGAAAUGUUCUUCGCUUGGCAUAAACUGUACAGUUUCAGAUGACAACAUGAGGGUUUUCUGGCUAUAACUGUCCUGAACAAGGCUUUUAUUUCCGGUUCGUUGGAACAGUGGGUUAGUUGUCAAGUCAGCGACACUACUGAGCUCGGCUGCUAACGUUACAUUUCCAAUAUUUCGCCAAUGUCUUCGUUUCUCACUGAUGAUUUCAAGCUCCCUUGUCAUCCGAACUCGUUCCUUUAAGCUAAACAUGUGUAAAGUCUUGAACCUCACUGUUGGAUCACCCCAUAUACCAUGCUGGGGCUGCCCACCCGCCUUGGCCUCUUAACCUGCGGGAGAUUUGCCUUGCCUCCCCAGCCUUCCUGCCUACUGGCCCCAGGUGCUCUCGCUAGUAUGUACGCCACACGUCUGUACAGUGGAGGAGGAGGCAAGCCGGGCCGUCGCGUAGGCCUGAUGGGCGGAGGACAACCCAUGCUGGAGAACCACCACCACCCCCUACCUCCUCAUCACCAUCCCCAUGUUCCCCCACCCCCAAGCUACCCGCCGCUCUACCAGGGUCGUCUAGACUCCCACCGCCCCCACUACCAAACCCACCAGCACUACCACACUCACCCCCAGCCCCCUCAUCUACCCCCUCCUCACUACCAGCCACACGCCCACAUACAUCACAGCAAGAAGAAAACUUGGAACUUCAUCCAUGAGAAGAUGAGCUACGAUACCUUCUUCACCAUGAAGCGGCUGAUCGAUCGCUCACGCAGUGUGGACGAGGUGCUCCGCUGGGUUACCCAAAACCCGGGUAAAAUUUCGCACAAUCACUACCCGAUCGCUCUGCAGAAGAUUGGCCAGCUCCUGGUGCUUCAGCAGGCCGGAGGGAUGGGUGCUGGCGGAGGGGGGAGUGGGGGCAAUAAUAGUGGGGGAACCGGAGAGGCAGCCUUGCCCUCGCCCCCUGCUGGAAGUUCAGGUGAAGGUGCUACUCGACAGAUUCUGGAUCACCCAGACUUCCAGACACUCUGUGACGCCAUUGUUAACGACUGCUCCAAGUUUGACAACUUCAGCAUCGUCAACUGCCUUUAUGCUGUGGCUGCUCUUGGGUUGCCCUGUGACUCUCAAAUAGUGCAGGUGCUGGAAGAGGAAUCACAGGGCCGCCUGUCACAAUUCAACCAGAAGGACAUCUCCAUGGUGUUCAGCAGUAGCAUGAAACUGCACCCUUCCAGCCAGCACCCGCUCAUCGAGUCCUGUCUAGCAGGCCUGGAAAAGAACAUUGAGCGUGAGCGACACCCACAAACGCUCUUCCUCCUCCUUUCCUACUACCGCACUAAGUGGCGAGCACUGCAGGCAGGCGACAGCGGCUCGGCUGAGCAACUGGUGGUCAACCGCAAGAUUUUACGGCUGGUGAAGCACACGCUGGCCAGUGUCAGCUGUGUCAGGGAUCAUGAGAUGGCCCUGCUGGACGAGAUGCUGGCGGCGUGCGCCUGCGAGGCCAGCAACAAGAGCCUUGAGCUCAUCUUCAGCUCCCAUCUCUUCUACCAGAACAGGCAGGAGAAGUUCAUCUGCAGUCUGGCCGAGGAGCUGCCUAAAAAGGUCGACAGCAUAACCCCUUACACCAUGGCCCUUAUUGCUAAAUAUAUCGCCCGACAUCGCCUCAGAGAAACACGCCUUCUAGACACUAUCGCUGAGUUCCUGGUCAAAAAGGGCGAAUACCUAGAUAGCAAGGUUAUCCAGAAGUUAGUGUUCCCCUUCAGCCGUAUGAGUUACCGGCCGCCUAACGAGGCUCAGUUUUUCUCUAAGCUGGAGAUGGUGCUGGAGCUGAAGGCUCUGAGUUCACCGCUGGCCACCGUCAACAUCCUUAUGUCCCUCUUCCAGUUAGGGCACUUCCCCAGCCUGGUGCUCCACCGUGUCUUCUCCCCGUCCUUCAUCAGCAACGUCACCAACAGUCCAUAUGCUCUGAUUGUGCGGCGGUACCUGUCCCUGCUGGACGCUGCGGUGGAGCUGGAGCACAGAGAGUACACGGGCCCACGCCUGCAAGACUCCCACAAAGUGCUCAUGUUCGAACAUGCGCUCACUGCAGAUGAGGUCAAUCGCAAGUACAGUUACAAAGGUCUGGUUGCAGAGGCGCUCCGGCAGUUGGUUGGAGAGCAUGGUUACAAACAGGAUGAAGUUCUGGCUCCAGGAUAUUACACAGAUUUCCUGCUGUGGAUAGACCAUGCAGGUCGUGUUCUUCCAAUCAGAGCAGGGUCAGCCGCGGUCUCGUUGAGGGUGGACUCUUCAUGUACCGUAGUAAACCCCAAAUCGCCGGACGGCUCUAACACUGUCACUGCCCUCACCUCCGACUUCCAGAAGUUCUCUCCCUUCUCACCACCUCUGGAGGAGGGGGCCGACAAACCGCCUGGCCAAGACUCUGCCUUCCUGCCCUCCCACAUGCGGCCUUCGGGGCCCACCGGGCAGAGAGUGGGCACUAAUGGAGCAGUCCCACUGGACUACAACCCUUACUACACCACCUCAGAUUACUACUCCACAUUGGCCAAGGAGCACUCUCUAGAGAGCCAGGACAGCUCCACCCUCAGCAGCCCAUCAGACUGCCUGGCCCAGGCCAGCUCUGCCAUGCCUGGGACCACCGCCCCACAGGACUCCCUCUUCCAGUUCUCCAUCGGGAAGAUCCUGGAGGAUGAAGGAGGCACGCCCAUCCCAGCAGGGGCCAAUCCAGGAGCGGACUGUGAGAUCACACCAUUUUACGAGGGCGUGACAUACGAAGGAGGAGAGAGUGAUGUAGUGACAGCCACUCCACUCCAGCUUCACCCUACAGACCCAUCUGAGACAGAAAGGACCUCCGGGGAGCAUGUUAAAAGGGUGAUCAUGUCUGUAAAUGAUAAGUGGCACUACUGCCACAACUCUGACGUACUAGUGGGCUCCAGGGCCAUGAGAGACCGCCACCUGCAGCUGCUAGGUUACGUUAUUCUACAGUUGCCCUACCUGGAGUUGGAGAAGCUGAAUGGAAUUGAGGAAGUGAAGCAGUACCUCCACAAAAAACUCCUGGAGGUUCCGUUAUGACAGUGGAAAAGCAGAGCGGGGUGUGUGUGUGUGUGAGCAUGUGCAACCUUCAGUUUAGAGAGGCUUUGUUGUUUUGAGGAAAGACUAUUUUGUGUGUGUGUGUGUGUUUGUUUGUCUGUUUGUCUGUCUGUCUGUCUGUGUGUUUGUGCACACAAGAUAUGAACAGUCCUAGUUUUUAGGACGGGUUGUGGUGACACUAAGACAGUGGGUGGGAUUGUCUUAGUCAUCUACUUAGGGAAAGGGAUUGAUGACACCUCUGGGCAAAAUCUAAAACAAAGUUUCUAAAAGCAAAUUAUAAUACGUAUACCUUCACUUUGAGGAAUUCCUACUACUGCACUGUCACAUAGCCAGAGCCUGGUGUCUUUGCCGGUGCUUAGUAGGACACAAUGCUGCUUCUUAAACUGACGACUCAACACCAUGCUGUUCUCAGUAGGCUUGGGUUAUAAGCUGGCACUUCAAAACACGCUACUUUGUCACGAUACAGGGAUCACAAUACCAUAAGUGUGAGGUUUUUGUUUUUUCUUUAUUUCUUUCUUAAUGAAACAGUUGUUUUUAGUGCACAACACAAUAAAGGUCGAUAAAAGAAGCUGCAUUAUGCCAACCAAUGAUAGUGAAAGACAGAGAGCUGAGUACAUAAAUAAAUCUCACUGCAGCUGCUGCUAUGUUGAUAGUUGUAUCAUUGAGAGUUUAAUUUCAGUAUGUUGCUGUAUCUAUAUAUUGAGUGCAGCUUUAGUUCUCAGUGGAGAACUGGUAACGAUGCCUGGUUGUAUUUUAAACAUCAAAGUAGCGUCGACUCUAGCUGUCCUGAAUUCCGCGGUCACACCUGAACCAAAUGCCUUUUCUCCCUAGAAUCAAUCAGAGUGCUCCUGAUUUCCUUCUGAUCUCUAGACACAGUUUGAGGGUGCUAGUUGAUAUAUUUUAUGUUAGAUCUUCAAAGAAGGUGCUUUGAGAAGUGGCUGUACAGGUUUUGGAGGCUAGACUCAGUUGUCUCUCCAAAGACUGGUUUUAUAUUUUGUCCAGAUUGAGUGUUCCUUGGUCCAUUCUAGUUUUUGGUUUGCUUAAAGGUGAGGUUCAGGCACGCUGUUACUCGUUUAAGAUAUUUGUCCCACCCGCUAGAUCUCCGCUAGUGGUUUUAUCUCCCAUGUUGAUAAUCUGUCUCUCGUUAGUGUUUUAAACCAUCCAGGGGACAGGUUGGGGGCGGACACUAAGAUUGCCUUGUUUGAGGCAGACAGGAUAAAUGGUGAGUUUUAUGAAAGAGUAAAACUUAUAGGAGUAAAUUUGGGCCAGGGUGAAAUUACAGAUGGGAAUCUGUUCCUGAAUUUCAGCUGCAGCCAUGAAAAAAAAAAAAAGCCUGCUCUUUUCAC